Blepharisma stoltei is the source of this 378-nucleotide messenger RNA. Lineage: Eukaryota; Ciliophora; Heterotrichea; Heterotrichida; Blepharismidae. The record is from the annotation of a GenBank genome assembly.
AUGAAAUUUAUGAUAAUAGUUUUUCUGUUUGCGAUUUCUUUUAUAAGUGGAGAAGUCUAUAACCUUGACGAAUCAUCAGAAGUUUCUAUAUCAAAAGAAGGGUCUUUGCAGAUGUCAAUCAGUUCAAAUCCAACAACAGGAUAUUAUUGGUAUAUAGAUGAAUCAACAUUAGGUGUCGUCACAACAGAUAAUUUAGAUGGGGAUUAUAUAUCAAGCCAAAGCCAUCUACUAGGAGCUGGAGGGUCGCAAAUAUUUACUUUAUAUUGCACUGACUUAUGUGUAGAAGGAGAAAAUACUUCUGUCAAGCUGGAAUAUAUGAGAUCUUGGGAAAAAGAGCCGAUUGAGAUUGUUGAUGUUACUGUUUAUAUAGUUUCUUAG